AUGGGUCAAGCAGAAAGCCACAAUGAGGAGAUGGAUUUGGAGCAAAUUCAGGAGCUGUGUAUGACUUUUAUGAAGGAGUGCCCGAGCGGGGCUUUGCACCUGCAUGAAUUAAAACGGAUCUUUGGUAUACCAGCCAGCCGCGAGGAAGAGACUUUGUACAUUGAGACUGUCUUCCAUUCAUUCGACACAAACAGGGAUAACGCAUUGGAUUUUAUGGAGUAUACGGCCGCUCUUCACCUGAUAUUGCGGGGGAAUCUUGAGGAUAGGUUAAAGUGGUCCUUUAAAAUCUACGACAAGGACGGAAAUGGCAAGUUAGACCGACAAGAAGUGAAAAACCUAAUUCGGAUCAUUUACAAAAUCAAGCUUCAUACAACUGCCAUAAACAUGACACCUAAUGAAGUCUGUGACAGGAUCUUUGAGCUGGUCGACCAAAAUCAUGAUGGCCAGAUUUCCUUCACUGAGUUCAUGGAGGGGGCCCAGAAGGACGAGUGGGUCAUGAAUAUGCUCAAGCUGGACGUCAACGCUAGUGGCUGGGUCAUGCAGAACUGUGUAAAAAUGACCUGA
Molecule: messenger RNA, 564 nt
Organism: Salvelinus fontinalis (brook trout)
Lineage: Eukaryota; Metazoa; Chordata; Actinopteri; Salmoniformes; Salmonidae
Product: guanylyl cyclase-activating protein 2-like
Exons: 4
Coding region: 1-564 (187 amino acids)
Biological process (GO): visual perception
Cellular component (GO): cone photoreceptor outer segment; photoreceptor inner segment
Molecular function (GO): calcium sensitive guanylate cyclase activator activity; calcium ion binding
Source: RefSeq, a predicted model, not a curated record